CUGCUGUGCUCCAGCCACCACCACACAGCGAGCCAGGAGCAUGGGGCAGGUGGCCUGGAAGGCUUUCUUUCUCUCCCUUUUUGAUUAUAAAACGGAGAAAUACGUCAUUGCCAAGAACAAGAAGGUUGGGAUCCUCUACCGAGUGGUGCAGCUCUCCGUCCUGGCUUACCUGGUGGGGUGGGUGUUUGUUGUCAAGAAAGGCUAUCAGGACACAGACACAUCCCUCCAGAGCUCUGUCAUCACCAAGCUGAAAGGGGUAGCCUUCACCAACACCUCGGAGCUGGGGGAGAGGCUGUGGGAUGUUGCAGACUACGUCAUCCCUCCACAGGGUGAAAGUGUCUUCUUUGUCAUGACGAAUCUGAUCGUGACCCCAAACCAGAGGCAAGCCACGUGUCCUGAGAGUCCCAGCAUUCCUGAUGCCCUGUGCUACAUGGAUGAGGACUGCCCAGAGGGGAAAGCAGUGGUGGCUGGCAAUGGGGUUAAGACUGGCCGUUGUUUGAAAGACAGGGACAGCAUCAGAGGGACUUGUGAGAUACUGGCCUGGUGCCCAGUGGAGAAAAGAUCCAAGCCCAAGAAACCUCUUCUUGGCAGCGCAGAAAACUUCACUGUUUACAUCAAGAACUCAAUUCGCUUCCCCAAGUUUAAGUUCUCCAAGAUGAAUGUGCUGGCCACUGACAACGAGUCUUACCUGAAGACCUGUCGCUACAGCAAGGAGCAUCCCUACUGCCCCAUCUUCAUCCUGGGGAACAUCGUCCAGAGGGCUGGGGCCAACUUCCAGGAAAUGGCCUUGGAGGGUGGUGUGAUAGGAAUUCAGAUUGAAUGGAACUGUGAUCUUGAUAAAGCUCCUUCUGAAUGUAAUCCUCACUAUUCUUUUAGCCGACUGGAUAACAAGUCUACAGAAACCUCCAUCACUUCUGGCUACAACUUCAGGUUUGCCAAGUAUUAUCGGGAUGCUGAGGGAGUCGACUACCGGACGCUCAUUAAAGCCUACGGAAUCCGCUUUGAUGUGAUGGUGAAUGGCAAGGGAGCUUUCUUUUGUGACCUGGUGCUGAUCUAUCUGAUCAAGAAGAGUAACUUUUAUCGAGGCAAAAAGUAUGAGGAAGUAAAGUAA
Messenger RNA from Acanthisitta chloris (rifleman), 1111 nucleotides. It is a transcript of the gene P2RX5, whose product is annotated as purinergic receptor P2X, ligand-gated ion channel, 5. NCBI's taxonomy places the organism in Eukaryota, Metazoa, Chordata, Aves, Passeriformes, Acanthisittidae. Gene Ontology annotation, molecular function: extracellularly ATP-gated monoatomic cation channel activity; purinergic nucleotide receptor activity; ATP binding. The record is from RefSeq and is a predicted model, not a curated record. Bases 41 to 1111 code for a protein of 356 amino acids. Gene Ontology annotation, biological process: response to ATP; monoatomic cation transmembrane transport. The transcript has 10 exons. Gene Ontology annotation, cellular component: plasma membrane; nuclear inner membrane.